CAUGCUGGGCAUUAACUCAUAAAACACUCGUCGUUGCCUUCUUGGCUUAUACAUACGCAAUCUGGGAUAAUUAUUGACAUCAAUAUUUUAACAGAAACUUGCCAACUGAUUGCAGUUGUAUCCAAGCAGCAGAGGAAACAAACAAGCCGCAGACCUCUAGUGCUUUGACAUUUCAAGGAGCGAAAGAUGGCCUCAAACUCAACAUUCACCCCUACUUCUCUAACCAUAACCUCCAAAAUCCCCCAAAAUGAUAGUAUGGUAACGCCAGGGCCCAAUCGAGAACACAACAUAGUGCUGAUCAUCAUCUACACGCUGGUUCUGCUCAUUGGCGGCACCAGCCUGACUCUGACAAUACUCAUCAUGAAGUUGAGGACGACGUCCACCACGUCCAUCGCGGUGCUUAAUCUUGUCUUCGCCCACUUCCUGUUCCUCCUCACCGUGCCGUUCCGGAUCUACUAUUACGCGACUCAACAAUGGAGCCUGGGCUUAGGCUGGUGCAAAGUGGUGAGCAGCAUGAUCCACAUCCACAUGUACAUGUCUUUCACCUUCUACGUGGUCAUCCUGGUCACGCGCCUGCUGGCGUUCUACGGCAGGCAUGGGCCGAUGGCGUCCCCGCCGAGGAUUUACGCGCUGGCUGCCAGCGUUGUGGUGUGGAUUCUGAUGUCUGUCUGCGUCAUUUGCAUCAUCUGUUUGGUUUACGGUAAAAAUACCGACUCUGACAGCCAGGCUCACUGCUUCAGAUUUGGCAAAAAGAUAGACUCCAAUGCCAAGGUGAUCAACUACAUCAUCAGUACUUUGUUCAUAACAGUCACCAUCGUGCUCUGCGGCCUCCAAGUCAACGUCCUCUGGGUUUUAUACAGGAAGCACCACCAGCUUUGCACUUCCCAGCAGGACUUUGGCGCUCAGCUGAAGAGCCUGUGCUUCGUCAUCAUCAUGGUGGUGUGCUUCAUCCCCUACCACAUAUUUCGAUUCUAUUACGUAGAGAACAUUAAGCUGCAGGAUCUUAAUGAGCUGUUUCUGAGUUUGACCACCUUUAACUGCAUGGACAUGCUCACCCUGUUGGGAAGGAGGACAUGCUCCUUAUGCUUGCCGGGAAGGGCAAUUUAAACCAUUUAUUCAAUUUAUCCAAAUAAGACCACUGUUUCUUGACACCUCAUCCCCACUUUCGGAUUAUAAAUCCUAACUUUUUUCCAGCAGGUCUCUGUGUUGUGGCUGCGUCUGUGGUGAUAUGAAGAAAAGCUCUAUCUUGCUUUUUCCAUGCAUAAUAAUUAUGAUAGUUGUGACACUUUAGUAUGGGGAACAUAUUCUCAGUAACAAAGACCCUAAUUUAGAGUUAUUUUAACACUAGGGGAACAUAUAAGGGUUAGGGUUACUAAUAAGCAAUAAUUCUGAGGUAAUUGAAAGAAGACUCUUAGUUAAUAGCUUACUAGUUGCAUAAUAAGGCCAUGCAGAAUAAGGCAUUAAUGUUAUCUAUCUAUCUGUGUUGGCCCUGCGAUGAGGUGGCGAUUUGUCCAGGGUGUAUACCACCUUCCGCCCGAAUGCAGUUAAGAUAGGCUCCAGCACUCCCCGCAACCCCAAAAGCGACAAGCAGUAGAAAAUGGAUGGAUGGAUGGAAGUCCUUAAUAAUGACUAAUUAAGAUCCAAACUGUUAUUAAUUUGUAUGUUAAUAAGCAACUAGUUAAUGGUGAAUAUGUUCCGCAUACUAAAGUGUUACCAUGAUAAUAUUUGGGAUUAUUGCGGCCCAAAAUGCCUGAAUUUGCAGCAAUUUUUUCAGUUGUGAUGUUUUGAGACUUUUUUUUUUUUUUUCCAAAAAACACUGAAUCAGCUUGUGACUUUAUUGCUUUGGUAAAGUUAAAGUUAAAGUACCACUGAUAGUAACACACAGACUAGGUAAAGUGAAAUUACUCUCUGCAUUUGGCCCAUCCCCUUGUUCCACCCUCUGGGAGGUGAGGGGAGCAGUGAGCAGCAGUGGUGUCUGCGCUCGGGAAUCAUUUUCAAGAGGAUCUCCUGCUGGCCCCACUAUGGACUGGACUCUCACACUAUUAUGCUAGAUCCACUCGACGUCCAUUGCACCGGUCGCAAUAAAAUAAACUUUGAUUGGUUGAUGGAUUGAUUGAUUUUGGUGAUUUAACCCCCAAUUCCAACCCUUGAUGCUGAGUGCCAAGCAGGGAGGUAGUGGGUCCCAUUUUUAUCGUCUUUGAGUUGAACUCACGACCUACCAAUCCAAGGGCGGACACUAACCACAAGGCCACUGAGCAUUCAUGUUCUUUGUAACCCUAACCUCAAAAAGCACAGAAUUUCAACAACAAUUGGAAAACUAACAAUUGAUGUUUUACUCGUUUUAUGCCACACAGACUUAAAAGUAGACACUGGAUAGCAGUAAAAGCACAUACUCAAAGUUCAUUGUGAAAUGACUGUAUUGCUUAUUACCUUUAUAACUUGGGCCUUGUUCACACGACAGGUCAAUUCCGAUUUGUUUGCCCAUAUGAGACCUGCAUCAGAUUUUUUCAUGUCCACGUGAGCAGUGCAAUUCCAAAUUUUUCAAAUUCGACCCAGGCCUCUUUUGUAUGUGAAAUGAAAUCAGAUAUACAGUAUAUGCCGUGCGUCCUCAAUGUGAACAUACCUGCACUCUGGUCGCAUUCAUCCGACCAGAACAUUAUCAAAAAGCGAUUUGUCAUAAUUAUUCGCCAAAAGAGACGGUUACAAAAUGAAUGGUCGACAACGGAGCAGAAAUUGGGUGAAAAUAAUGUUUUAGGAACUCACGUGAAAGCUCCACCAAUUCUGUCUCCGACAUGCUCUUGAAGGUGACAUCGAAGCAAAAUAUCCCGUAAAACUGCCAGCGCCAAAGUACUUGUCCUCUUCCUUUUUAAUCUUCUACGUACAAUAAUUCAGUUCAGCAAAUGUUGACAAAACCCUUGAAAUUGCCACAAGUCCGCCAGUACUGAGACCGGCUGGAGUGAAAGCUUCCGUAAACACUGCAGUCAUGGCGUCAUGUCCGUACACUAGAAAUCACUUUUUUGUAAUGUAAACGGCUACAUAAAAAGAUCAAAUUUGAGCCCAAAAAAUCAGCAAUUGGAUAUCCGACAAUGCAGUGUGAACGUAAGUACUGUUGAAAAAUGUUGCUAAAUUUGCGCGUGAAAGCCGACAAGUCAAGUUAACAAUUAGCGAGCCAGGGAGUCAGCCCUAGUGGCUCCCUGGACCUCUUUCAGAGAUGUUUGAAAAUGGCAAAAGAUGAAGAAAGAAAAUUUUUUUUUGUUUUAAUAUAUUUUGUGUAGGAAAACAAACACGAUACAAACCUUCCUAAUUGUUCCCACUGUAUUUGUUAUACAUCCUUCACUGAUAAGAGUAUUUGGCAAGCGCCGUUUUUGUAACGCCGGUUCGGCAUCGUGGUACCGGGUUCGAUUCCCUCAUGGAUGCGUCAAACGAAGAACACAACAAAGGUAGGAUCUAACAAAUGUAUUAACAAAAGGUGAGCUCUGAACAAAAACACUGGAGCUAAUAAAAAGGGAAACAAAAAUACGCUAGCGUGAAAGCUAGGAAAUAUAAAGAACUAAGACUUGGCAUGAAGGCAUAAAAAGUAAAAACAAAGAUGAUUAGCAUGUGAGCUAAAGAUGACUAGGUGGCCGAGCUAAUAAGCUAGCGAGAAAAGCAUACCUGACGUUACGUUGCGUGAAAACAAACUAGAGUCCCAGAAAGAAUAAACAGAAGAGGCUGGCUUAUAAAGGGAAGGUGAUUGACAGAGAACAGGUGUGCAGGAACCGGGAGUAGCAGCUGAAACUAAUAAGUAACCAUGGUGAUGGACUAAACGGGAAAUAAACGGAUCAAACGGAGAAUGAGAACAAAGAUGGAAAAAUAAACAAUAAAAUGUGAAGAUCCGAGUCACAGAUUCCAACAGUUUUGUCCUACUAAUUUCAGCGAUCCUUGAACUCAUCGUAGUUUGUUUACAUGUACAACUUUCUCCAAUGCUGCCACUGAAAGAUAUGUUUAAUGCCACUUUUUCUUUGUCUCAUUUUGCCCACCAAACUUUUUAUGCUGUACGUGAAGGUGAACUUUGGUGAUUUUAUUGAUUUUCUGCAGUGCUUUUCAGGCUUAUCAGGCAAGCUAAUCGAUGCUAACGUGCUGUUUAGGCUAGCUGUAUGUACAUAUUGCAACAUUAUGCCUCGUUUGUAGAUAUAUUUGACCUCAUUUCAUUUCCUUUACUUAUGUCUUCUGUGUAUUUAAUUCAUAUUUGCAUGUCUCCUGACACAUUAUCUGUAUUUAAUAUUGGCUACAUUUCUCAUAGUUGUUUAUGUGCCAUGUUGUUCCAGAUCACAGCAAACAUUACACAGCUUGCAACGAUUAUAAUAAAUCCAUUAGAAGAAGACAGCCUGCCGUUUCCUUUAACUUGGACACAUGCAUCUAUACAUUUGGCCAUUCUGCGCCAGUAAUUUCCAGAAGUUAUCUCAUUCUGUGAGAAGCCUCCAUUCUACUAAUGAUUUCCAAUUUUGUAAAAAUGUGUAGAAUAAAAAUUCAAAUACAACAUUUCUGUCAACGAAGAUUUGCGUCAGCCUUUUAUAGUAGGCUAAUAUAGCUGAUAUAGACAUUUACAUCAUGUGUUGCCUUAAUUAUAACACUUAUAUAAAGCUUUUUUUUUUUUGUAUUUUGGUCCAAUAUGGCGUUUUCAACAUUUUGGGUUGCCGACCCCUGAGCUAGCCAGAUAACGUCCAGUGACAAAAUAUAUGACUCUCGGCGUGUUUGGGCAAAAUGAGUUAAAAAAGCUGGGAUGCUAACUUCCUAAUGUUAAUAUGUCAAAAGUUACCAUGCGUUCAAAAUAUGACUGAGGUUUAUACCAGCAAAAUUAGCUAUAGCUAGCAUUUCUGUUGGUAUAAGGAUAUAAUCAUGCUUCAACAUGUCAUGUCAUGUAAAUGCUACCUCUUUGCUAUGUCUGGACUGGAAAUAAGAAUAUGCUGUUAAUUGACAUACCCUGGACAAAUACAAAUG
This is a messenger RNA of Nerophis ophidion (straightnose pipefish), 4980 nucleotides long. It is a transcript of the gene gpr141, whose product is annotated as probable G-protein coupled receptor 141. NCBI's taxonomy places the organism in Eukaryota, Metazoa, Chordata, Actinopteri, Syngnathiformes, Syngnathidae. The transcript has 2 exons. Gene Ontology annotation, cellular component: membrane. Gene Ontology annotation, molecular function: oxysterol binding; G protein-coupled receptor activity. Gene Ontology annotation, biological process: G protein-coupled receptor signaling pathway. The coding region runs from base 187 to 1107 and encodes 306 amino acids. The record is from RefSeq and is a predicted model, not a curated record.